UCAAUUAUCAUGAUUUCCAUUUCACUCUUUAUCUUGGGAACUUUAUUCACUACUGUUAUCGCUCAAGAAUGUGUACCGUACGACUCUUCAUUUAAUUUUUCAUCUGGAUAUCCAGAAAUUUGGAAAAAGCCCUCAAGUGAUGUUUUUAAUACAGAAGAGUUUAUACAGCUUAACAGUUCUAUUGAUUGGUCAAAAGUGCCUAAUAUUGCACCUCGUAAAAUGGUCAAUGGGGUUUUAGAUAAGACUGGUUAUUCUACUAGUGAUCCUGAUUGUUGGUGGUCAUUUAAUCUGUGCACAACACCAAAAGCACCUGGACUGCAACCCGAUGUCUCUUUUUGUCCUGAGCCUG
Racocetra persica is the source of this 349-nucleotide messenger RNA. Lineage: Eukaryota; Fungi; Glomeromycota; Glomeromycetes; Diversisporales; Gigasporaceae. The record is from the annotation of a GenBank genome assembly.